Molecule: messenger RNA, 1614 nt
Organism: Chanos chanos (milkfish)
Lineage: Eukaryota; Metazoa; Chordata; Actinopteri; Gonorynchiformes; Chanidae
Gene: psmd7
Product: proteasome 26S subunit, non-ATPase 7
Exons: 7
Coding region: 87-1073 (328 amino acids)
Biological process (GO): proteasome-mediated ubiquitin-dependent protein catabolic process
Cellular component (GO): proteasome regulatory particle; proteasome complex
Molecular function (GO): protein binding; metallopeptidase activity
Source: RefSeq, a predicted model, not a curated record
CGGACCAAGUUGAACAUUGCCCGUUGCAAGACCAUUUAAAACAUCAAAGCAAUUUUAAUUCAUUUACAAUUAACUGGGCGGACAAAAUGCCGGAGUUAGCCGUGGAAAAGGUUGUUGUCCAUCCGUUGGUACUGCUGAGCGUUGUGGAUCAUUUUAACAGGAUUGGAAAAGUUGGAAGUCAGAAGCGAGUUGUGGGUGUGCUACUUGGUUCUUGGCAAAAGAAGGUGCUUGAUGUGUCCAACAGUUUCGCGGUACCCUUUGACGAGGAUGACAAGGAUGAUUCUGUGUGGUUCCUUGACCAUGACUACUUGGAGAAUAUGUAUGGCAUGUUCAAGAAAGUCAAUGCAAGGGAAAGGAUAGUAGGCUGGUAUCACACUGGCCCAAAACUACACAAGAAUGAUAUUGCCAUCAAUGAACUCAUGAAACAGUACUGUUCUAACUCGGUUUUAGUCAUUAUUGAUGUCAAACCCAAAGACCUGGGGCUGCCAACCGAAGCUUACAUCUCUGUGGAGGAAGUGCAUGAUGAUGGAACCCCUACAUCUAAGACAUUUGAGCACGUGACCAGUGAGAUUGGGGCCGAGGAGGCAGAGGAGGUGGGAGUGGAGCAUUUGCUCAGAGAUAUCAAAGACACUACCGUGGGCACUUUGUCUCAGCGCAUCACCAAUCAGGUACAUGGUCUAAAGGGGCUCAACUCAAAGCUACUGGACAUCAAAAGCUAUUUGGAGAAGGUUGCCACUGGCAAGCUGCCCAUUAACCACCAGAUCAUCUACCAGCUUCAGGAUGUGUUCAACCUACUGCCUGACGUCAACCUGCAGGAGUUCGUCAAGGCUUUCUACCUCAAGACCAAUGAUCAAAUGCUAGUGGUCUACCUUGCGUCUCUUAUUCGUUCUGUCGUGGCACUCCAUAAUCUGAUCAACAACAAAAUCGCCAACCGUGAUGCAGAAAAGAAGGAGGGCCAGGAGAAGGAUGACAGCAAGAAAGAGAAGAAAGAGGACAAGGAUAAAGACAAGGAGAAGGAAAAGGAGAAAGCAGAUGCGACAGUGAAGAAAGAUGACAAAAAGGAAAAGAAAUGAACUUAAACACCUGACCUGAACUCACACAAUCUUGACUAAAGAGGGAGGGGAGCGUGGGUUUCUUCCCUCCUCCUGUAAAUCUGUGCAGGUUUGGUCGGGCAUUGUAUUUAUCUUUUUCUCUUUUUUUUUGGUAUAGAGGACUCAUUGUUUUGUUUUGGGUUUUUUUUUUUUUUGAGUAAAAGAGGGAAAAGAAUUCAAGUUGCUUUUUCUUGUCGCUGCUUGUCACAGUGCAGUCAAUAUACCAUAAGAACAUGCACACGGCAGGAAAAUAUUACAGCCCAAGCAUGAAAAUCAACAGUAAUCAUUUCGUGUCUGAAGUGAAAUUUGUUAAAGACAAAGAAAUGUGGGUCAUUAUUCAGUGUUAAAGACCACUCACAUUAAGCAGUGUGCCUUGUUUGUAACAGUGAGUUUGCCCUGUGAGAACACAUUGCAUUUAGUACUCAAACUGUAACAGAUCUCUCACCCAUUCAUGUUUUAUAUGUAGAAAUAAAAAGCAAGCCUAUUUAAAUUUGAUGAUCAGUUAGCUAUGUGUGUGCAGCAU